AGUGAAAAAGGGCUGGUCCGCGCGCCGCGCUCACUUCCGGAAGUGGCUGGUGCGGCAACAUGCUGGCGGAGCUGGGUCUAAUCGGCACCAUAGGCGAAGAUGACGACGUGCCGCUGGAGCCCGAGUCUGACUCCGGAGACGAGGAGGACGAGGGGCCCAUUGUCCUGGGCAGAAGGCAGAAGGCCUUGCAGAAGAACCGCAGUGCUGAUUUCAACCCUGACUUCGUUUUCACUGAGAAGGAUGGCACAUACGACGGCAGCUGGGCUCUGGCUGAUGUCAUGAGUCAGCUCAAGAAGAAGAGGGCAGCCACUACAUUAGAUGAGAAGAUCGAGAAAGUUCGAAAGAAGAGGAAAACGGAGGAUAAAGAAGUCAAAUCUGGGAAGUUGGAAGAGAAAGAAGGAAAAGAAACCUCUGAACUGGAGCAGUGGGAAGACCUUGGAGGGAAAGAGGAGGGAGGCUCAGAAGAGGAAGAAUCAGAGACAGACUAUUCCUCGGCUGAUGAGAACAUCCUCACCAAAGCAGAUACACUCAAAGUGAAGGAGCGGAAGAAGAAGAAGAAAGGACAGGAGGCUGGAGGAUUUUUUGAAGAUGCAUCUGAGUAUGAUGAAAACCUUUCGUUCCAGGACAUGAACCUUUCCCGCCCUCUUUUGAAGGCCAUCACAGCCAUGGGCUUCAAGCAGCCCACCCCGAUCCAGAAGGCAUGCAUACCUGUGGGUCUGCUGGGGAAGGACAUCUGUGCCUGUGCAGCCACUGGGACAGGUAAGACUGCUGCCUUUGCCCUACCUGUCUUGGAGCGACUGAUCUAUAAACCCCGCCAGGCCCCAGUGACCCGCGUGCUGGUGCUGGUUCCCACCCGAGAGCUGGGCAUCCAGGUGCAUGCCGUCACCAAGCAGCUGGCUCAGUUCUGCAGCAUCACCACCUGCCUGGCUGUGGGCGGCCUGGAUGUGAAGUCUCAGGAAGCAGCUCUCCGGGCAGCACCUGACGUCCUCAUUGCCACCCCGGGUCGGCUCAUUGAUCACCUCCACAACUGCCCCUCCUUCCACCUGAGCAACGUCGAGGUGCUCAUCCUGGAUGAGGCUGACAGGAUGCUGGACGAGUAUUUUGAGGAGCAGAUGAAGGAGAUCAUCCGAAUGUGUUCCCACCACCGCCAGACCAUGCUCUUCUCGGCCACCAUGACGGACGAGGUGAAAGACCUCGCCUCUGUCUCUUUGAAGAAUCCUGUCCGGAUAUUCGUGAACAGCAACACAGAUGUGGCUCCCUUCCUGCGGCAGGAGUUCAUCCGGAUCCGGCCUAAUCGGGAAGGGGACCGGGAAGCCAUUGUGGCAGCUUUGUUGACAAGAACGUUCACUGAUCAUGUGAUGCUGUUCACCCAGACCAAGAAGCAAGCCCACCGCAUGCACAUCGUCCUGGGGCUCAUGGGGCUGCAGGUGGGCGAGCUGCAUGGCAACCUGUCCCAGACACAGCGGCUGGAGGCCCUCAGGCGCUUUAAAGAUGAGCAGAUUGACAUCCUUGUGGCCACAGAUGUGGCAGCCCGGGGACUUGACAUUGAGGGGGUCAAAACGGUAAUCAACUUCACAAUGCCCAAUACCAUCAAACAUUAUGUCCACCGCGUAGGGCGUACUGCGCGUGCCGGCAGGGCUGGGCGCUCCGUCUCUCUGGUGGGAGAAGAGGAGCGGAAGAUGCUCAAAGAGAUUGUGAAGGCUGCCAAGGCACCUGUGAAGGCCCGGAUACUUCCCCAGGAUGUUAUCCUCAAAUUCCGGGAUAAGAUCGAGAAAAUGGAGAAGGACGUGUAUGCGGUACUGCAGCUUGAGGCAGAGGAGAAGGAGAUGCAGCAGUCCGAAGCCCAGAUCAACACUGCAAAGCGGCUUCUGGAGAAGGGGAAGGAGGCCCGGGACCAGGAGCCUGAGAGGAGCUGGUUCCAGACCAAGGAAGAGAGGAAGAAGGAAAAAAUUGCCAAGGCUUUGCAGGAGUUUGACUUGGCCUUAAGAGGAAAGAAGAAAAGGAAGAAGUUUAUGAAGGAUGCCAAGAAAAAAGGGGAGAUGACAGCAGAGGAACGGUCCCAGUUUGAAAUCCUCAAGGCGCAGAUGUUCGCAGAGCGGCUGGCCAAGGGGGACCGCAGGACUAAGCGGGCCCGAGCAAUGCCUGAGGAGGAGCCAGUGGGGCGCCCUGCCAAGAAGCAAAAGCAGGGGAAGAAAUCUGUAUUUGAUGAAGAACUCACCAACACAAGCAAGAAGGCCCUGAAGCAGUAUCGAGCUGGGCCUUCCUUCGAAGAAAGGAAACAGAUGGGUUUGUCCCACCAGAGACGAGGAGGAAGCUUUAAAUCCAAAUCCAGAUAUAAGAGAAGAAAGUAGGCGCGGUGCUCUCAGGAAGUGCAUGGAGCAGCCUUUAAGGCCCUUCCCCAUGGGAAGUCAUUCUGGGUUGGUCUGUCUCUUCUCGAUUUGUAAAAAGUUUUUUAAAAGGUCUGUUAUUUGUGCAUUAAAAAUACAAAUGGU
Molecule: messenger RNA, 2492 nt
Organism: Tupaia belangeri chinensis (Chinese tree shrew)
Lineage: Eukaryota; Metazoa; Chordata; Mammalia; Scandentia; Tupaiidae
Gene: DDX27
Product: DEAD-box helicase 27
Exons: 22
Coding region: 60-2351 (763 amino acids)
Cellular component (GO): cytosol
Molecular function (GO): ATP binding; RNA helicase activity; nucleic acid binding
Source: RefSeq, a predicted model, not a curated record